Molecule: messenger RNA, 189 nt
Organism: Gloeophyllum trabeum ATCC 11539
Lineage: Eukaryota; Fungi; Basidiomycota; Agaricomycetes; Gloeophyllales; Gloeophyllaceae
Exons: 1
Source: RefSeq, a predicted model, not a curated record
UUUGCGCGAUACGAGAUCGCAGAAGUCGAUGAGCAGAACGGUCAUAACAGCUAUCAAGGCCCUUUAAUUCCAAAGCCCCGAGGAACAGCCGGUCGAUCGAGUGCGAAGGGCGGCUACAACCUUCAGGACGCAAUGGGGCUCAAGAACGACCCUGGCAGAUAUAAACGGUUAAGGGUUCGUGCCCUCUGA